Molecule: messenger RNA, 1072 nt
Organism: Spea bombifrons (plains spadefoot toad)
Lineage: Eukaryota; Metazoa; Chordata; Amphibia; Anura; Pelobatidae
Gene: MRPL18
Product: mitochondrial ribosomal protein L18
Exons: 4
Coding region: 111-656 (181 amino acids)
Biological process (GO): translation
Cellular component (GO): ribosome; mitochondrion
Molecular function (GO): 5S rRNA binding; structural constituent of ribosome
Source: RefSeq, a predicted model, not a curated record
CGGAAGUUUCCCAGCUCAAGUAUGUCUGCGCCCUUAGUUAUCCCUACGUCCUGUGUGUAGCUAUAGUCAAUUACAAGUAACGCAAAAUUAAGUGACAUUUCGACUGCCUCAUGCCUCCCCUUGUACUAAUGUCCGUUAUCAGACGAAGUAAGACGCUUACGCAGGCUGUUCGUUAUGCUGUCACUUCUGCAAAUGCACAGCCUUCACCUGUGGUGGAAGUAGAUACAGAAGAGAAUGAGAUUAUUAAUCCAAAUUUUACCAAUCGAAAUCCUCGAAAUUUAGAGCGGCUAGCACUAGCAGUAAAAGACCGUGGCUGGGGAACAACAUGGCCUUCUCGACAGUAUUGGCAUAGACUACGGUUUGAACGGUCCCAACACCAUGUGACUGCCUUUGUGGAACAUUGUAAUGGGAAUGUGGUGGUCUCUGCCUCCACUCGUGAGUGGGCAGUAAAAAAACAUCUCUACAGCACAAAGGAUGUCAUGGCCUGUGAGAACAUCGGUCGCGUGUUGGCUCAGCGAUGUCUAGAGGCAGGGAUCAGUUACAUGGUGUUCCAUGAAAUUCCCUGGGUAUUUCGAUCUGAGGCAGUGCAGCGAUUUCGAAACGCAUUGAAACAAGGUGGAGUGGUAUUAAAUGAGCCACGUCGGAUUUACCAGUGAUAGAUGAUAGUGAUGGCAUAUGGCGUAUUCUUUCUACAAAUAUAUACAUAUGUGUGUAUAUUGCAAACUAUGCCAGGGUUUUCUUUGAUCCAUUGAUGCCUUCCUUACUGCGAAGUGAAUUUAUUACUUCAACAGUAUAUUGUCCUACUUAAUCUAUUGGCCGUUCUGUCCAGGCUUUAAAAUCGAAUGUAUCCUUAAGAACCCUGGAAGCAUUGUAAGUCCAAACAGAAAAUAUUGUAAAUUAUAUCACAGAGGGGUUAGAAAUGAUUUAUGAAAGCACUGUGUACUACUAGAUCUGGAGAACUCUGAAAAAGCACAGCUUCUAUGCACAAAAGUGAUAAAUCAGCUGCAUGUUUUGGCUUGAGGCAGUGCCAACUCCCCUUUAUUCAAACAAUAAAAGUAUUAUUUACAUAAAA